This is a messenger RNA of Aptenodytes forsteri (emperor penguin), 1569 nucleotides long. RefSeq names its product torsin family 4 member A (gene TOR4A). Gene Ontology annotation, cellular component: nuclear envelope; endoplasmic reticulum lumen. Gene Ontology annotation, biological process: negative regulation of apoptotic process. The record is from RefSeq and is a predicted model, not a curated record. Lineage: Eukaryota; Metazoa; Chordata; Aves; Sphenisciformes; Spheniscidae. Gene Ontology annotation, molecular function: ATP hydrolysis activity; ATP binding. The transcript has a single exon. The coding region runs from base 1 to 1569 and encodes 522 amino acids.
AUGGAUGGAGAGCUGCCCUGUGCUGAGGUGGAUGGAGAAGUGUCCUCUGCCACGGAGGAUCUGGGAGGAGAGAUGCCCUGUGCGGAGAGUGAUACUGAAGGAGACAUGUCCUGUGCUGAGAAUGAUGCAGAAGGAGAGAUGCCCCGUGCUGAGACCAACACAAAAGAAGAGGCACCUUGUGCUGAGAGCACUGUGGAAGGAGAGAUGCCUGGCACUGACAGCGAUGGGGAAGGGGAAAUGCCCUGUGCCGAGAGUGAUGAAAAAGGAGAGGCAUCUUGUUAUGAGAGUGAUGGGGAAGAAGUACCGGGUACUGAAAUCCCUGCUGCUUCAAAGAAAAUGUCUUCUGUUUAUUCUCCCUUGCGGGCAAUCAUCCGCCUGCGACGACGAUACUUGGUGCAAAAGAAAAGCCAUCUGCAUUUAGAGCUCCCUCGAGAAAAGUCUUCACAGCUUGUCCAUACAAGGCUGCUUCAAAGGCAGCUUUCCCUGAACCGAACUAACCUGUAUGGCUCUUCCAUGUCCUUCUUUAAUCAGACCAGCUUCAAAACUUCCCAGUACUUCACCUUUGACACAUCUGUGGAGCAGUAUGCUAUGAAAAAAUGCAGGCGGAAAAAGAAUCAAAGGAAAUCUAGGAUAGUCCUGUAUCCAGAUAAAACAAAAAGAUACCUUCCAACAGAGGAGAAGAGCAAGGCAAAACGCUGCCUCCUCUUGCUCAUUGUCAUUAUUUUCUUCCAGAUUCUCAAUGCAAUAGAGAACCUGGAUGACAACCUCCAAAAAUAUGACCUAGAUGGUUUGGAGAAAACAAUGCACCGGGAAGUAUUUGGGCAGAAGGUAGCUGUGGAAAGUAUUAUGGAAUUACUGAAAGACUAUCUGGCUACCCACAUACACAACAAGCCUCUAGUAAUCUCUUUAAAUGGCCCGACAGGAGUUGGGAAGAGUCAUGUUGGCUGGCUGCUGGCCAAACAUUUUCGUUCCGUCAUGGACAAUGACUUUGUGCUUCAGUACUUUGUUAUGCAUCACUGCCCCAACGGGGUGGCCCCUCUUACUUGCGAAAUAGAUUUGUCUAAGAAGAUUUCUGACAUGGUUACAAGAGCCGAAAUAGAAGAGAAGAUACCAUUGUUUAUUCUGGAUGAGGUUGAACUCAUGUCUCCAGUCCUGCUGGAUACUCUCAGCCGAUUCUUUGAACCCAAUCAAACCAACGAGUUCCUCAACGCCAUCUACAUUUUAAUAAGCAACAUAGGAGGUGGUGAAAUAACAAAGUUUGUUAUCCAGAAUGCAUCCGCUGAGCUUCUGCAUCAGCAAAGGGGAGUUGAAGAACUACUGAGCGUCGUCCGGCCUGUACUGAUUGAUGCCCACCCUCUCUGGAAAUCUGUGGACAUUAUCCCAUUUGUUCUUCUGGAGAAGACUCACGUCAUAAACUGCUUCAUAGAGGAGAUGAGGAGGGAAGGGCUGUAUCCCGACCAGAAGCGUAUUGAAAAUUUAGCGAGUCAGCUCAGUUACUACACUACAGGAGACAAGCAGUACUCCAGGAUGGGCUGCAAGCAGGUUGUGGCCCAAGUCAACCUGCUGUAG